Molecule: messenger RNA, 921 nt
Organism: Caenorhabditis remanei
Lineage: Eukaryota; Metazoa; Nematoda; Chromadorea; Rhabditida; Rhabditidae
Exons: 4
Coding region: 1-921 (306 amino acids)
Cellular component (GO): lysosome
Molecular function (GO): cysteine-type endopeptidase activity
Source: RefSeq, a predicted model, not a curated record
AUGAGAACCGUCGUGCUCUUGUUGGCACUUUGUGCUAUUUCUAUUCUGGCUUCUUCGGUUUUCGGAAAAGUGAAGAAGUACUCGAACCGAAACAGAUACAACUUGAAGGGAUGUUAUAAGCAGACUGGAAAUGUCUACGAGCAUAAGCGCAACGACAGACCAUACGAAUUGGAAGAAUUCGACUCGGAAGACCUUCCAAAGACUUGGGAUUGGAGAGAUGCUAACGGAAUCAACUACGCCUCCGCCGACAGAAACCAACACAUUCCACAAUACUGCGGAUCGUGCUGGGCGUUCGGAGCGACCAGCGCCCUCGCCGAUCGUAUCAACAUCAAGAGAAAGAACGCGUGGCCACAAGCGUAUCUUUCAGUUCAAGAAGUUAUCGAUUGCUCGGGAGCAGGAACAUGUGUGAUGGGUGGAGAGCCAGGAGGUGUCUACAAGUAUGCUCAUGAACACGGAAUCCCACACGAGACAUGCAACAACUAUCAGGCCAGAGAUGGAAAAUGCGAUCCAUACAAUCGUUGCGGAUCGUGCUGGCCAGGAGAGUGUUUCUCCAUCAAAAACUACACAUUGUACAAGGUGUCCGAGUACGGAACAGUCCGUGGAUACGAGAAGAUGAAGGCGGAAAUCUACCAUAAGGGACCAAUUGCAUGCGGAAUCGCUGCGACAAAAGCAUUCGAGACGUAUGCUGGAGGAAUCUACAAAGAGGUCACUGAUGAGGAUAUCGAUCAUAUUAUCUCAGUACAUGGAUGGGGUGUAGAUCAUGAGUCAGGAGUCGAGUACUGGAUUGGACGGAACUCGUGGGGAGAGCCAUGGGGAGAGCACGGAUGGUUCAAAAUUGUUACUUCGCAAUAUAAGAAUUCGGGAAGCAAGUACAACUUGAAGAUUGAGGAGGACUGUGUUUGGGCUGACCCAAUCGUUUAA